AAAAGCACUCUCACCGUCCGAUAUGGACCAAAGUCCGUGAACUAAACAGUUAACAACAGAAGAAGAAGAAACGAGAAUGAAAUAGAGAGACGAGCAGAGUGAGUGAGAGAGAGAGAGAGAGUCAGUGAGAAGAGAUGACUCUUGGUCUGAUCAAUGCGAACCCAGUUGUCCACGCUAGGAAGGAAAGGAUCCCCCGCAACGAAGAACAUCACAGCGAUGAUUUCGUUGAUCCUCUCGAAAUAUAUGAUUAUGUGAGAGAUAUAAGAGAUCCAGAGCAUCCGUACUCACUAGAACAGCUCAGUGUUCUGUCUGAAGAAUCUAUCAGCGUUGACGAGACUCGUGGGCGUAUUUUGAUAACUUUCACUCCUACAAUUCAACAUUGUAGUAUGGCAACAGUGAUUGGUCUGUGCUUGAGAGAAAAACUAAAAGAGUGUUUCCCUCAACAUUUCAAGCUUGACAUCAAGGUAGCCCCAGGAUCUCAUGCCGAUGAAGAAUCAGUUAAUAAGCAGUUGAAUGAUAAAGAGAGAGUUGCAGCUGCUUUAGAAAAUCCUAAUCUUCGCCAGCUUGUCGAUGAGUGCCUCUACUCCAAUGAACUUUGUCGAUGAGUGCCUCUACUCCAAUGAACUUUGUCGAUGAGUGCCUCUACCCCAAUGAACUUUGUCGAUGAGUGCUCUCAGCUGCUGCACAAAGACCACUGUACAGAGUAACCAGCAAUUGUGGAUGAAUGCAAUAAGAUGUGAUUUUGUUGUAA
Molecule: messenger RNA, 751 nt
Organism: Pistacia vera
Lineage: Eukaryota; Viridiplantae; Streptophyta; Magnoliopsida; Sapindales; Anacardiaceae
Product: protein AE7-like 1
Exons: 5
Coding region: 135-605 (156 amino acids)
Biological process (GO): iron-sulfur cluster assembly
Source: RefSeq, a predicted model, not a curated record